CGCGCGUUUUUGGCGGACGCCUCCGGCUGUGAUAAUUGGUUUUUGUUGUUUGUGAAAGGUUUUGCCUGUGGUUCCGUUAAAAAGGUGAGAUUGUGGCCUCGUUUCCAACAUGGUUCUAAAGUCGAACAAAAUGUACGUCUACAAGCGCGACGGAAGAAAGGAGGAAGUACAUCUGGACAAGAUAACCUCGAGGAUUCAGAAACUAUGCUAUGGAUUGAACAUGGACUUUGUCGACCCGGUUGCGAUUACCCUGAAGGUGAUCAAUGGACUUUACUCAGGAGUCACCACGCAAGAGCUGGACAACUUGGCCGCUGAAACUGCUGCAACGAUGACGACGGAUCAUGCGGAUUACGCUAUCCUUGCCGCUCGUCUCGCAGUGUCCAAUCUACACAAGGAAACCAAGAAACAGUUUUCCGAGGUUAUGCACGAUUUAUACAUGAUGGAGAAUGAGUUUCUGAAAACUAAAUCUCCGAUGAUUUCGGAUGAACACUAUAAGUUGAUCAUGGAAAAUGCGGAUCGACUUAAUUCCGCGAUCAUCUACGACCGUGACUUUGGCUACAAUUAUUUCGGGUUCAAAACACUGGAAAGAUCAUACCUGUUAAAAAUCAAGGGGAAGAUUGUAGAGCGGCCGCAGCACAUGCUCAUGCGUGUUGCUAUCGGCAUACAUGGUGCAGACAUUGAUGCUGCAAUCGAGACGUACAACUUGCUGUCGGAGCGAUACUUUACGCAUGCCUCGCCAACCAUGUUUGCUGCAGCAACUCAACGGCCACAACUGUCGUCCUGCUUCCUACUGACGAUGUCGGACGAUAGCAUCGAGGGAAUUUACGAUACUCUUAAACAGUGUGCCUUGAUCUCUAAAUCGGCCGGUGGCAUAGGCCUUAAUGUACACUGCAUUAGAGCCAAAGGGACAUAUAUUGCAGGAACGAAUGGCAUUUCCAACGGUUUAGUGCCGAUGUUGCGUGUCUACAAUAAUACCGCUCGUUACGUGGACCAGGGUGGUAACAAGCGACCUGGAGCCUUUGCUAUUUAUCUGGAGCCAUGGCAUGGGGAUGUAUUUGAGUUUUUGGAUCUAAAAAAGAACACGGGCAAAGAAGAGGUCCGCGCUAGGGACAUGUUUUACGCACUAUGGAUUCCCGAUUUGUUCAUGCAGCGUGUGGAAGCCAACGAAAUGUGGAGUCUAAUGUGCCCCCACGACUGUCCUGGAUUGUCAGAGGCAUGGGGCGAGGAUUUCGAAAAACUCUACACUGCCUACGAGCGCGAGGGUCGUUUCACGCGUCAAGUUAAGGCACAAGAUUUGUGGUUCGCCAUCAUAGAGUCACAGGUUGAGACCGGAGUGCCUUACAUGCUUUACAAAGAUGCGUGCAAUCGCAAGAGUAACCAGCAAAACGUCGGAACAAUCAAAUGCUCAAACCUGUGCACCGAAAUUGUGGAAUACUCUUCAAAAGAUGAAAUUGCUGUGUGUAACCUGGCCUCGAUUGCUCUAAACAUGUUUGUAAAACCUGAUCGUACAUACGAUUUCGCGAAGCUUAAGGAAGUAGCCAAAACAGUUACUCGGAAUCUGAACAAAAUUAUCGAUAUCAAUUACUAUCCCGUUCCGGAAGCAAAGCGGUCUAAUAUGCGCCACCGUCCGAUAGGUAUCGGAGUGCAAGGCAUGGCAGAUGCUUUCAUCUUGAUGCGCCAUCCAUACGAAAGUGAAGAAGCCCAGCUGUUGAACCAACAAAUGUUUGAAACCAUUUACUUCGGAGCUCUUGAAGCAAGCUGCGAGUUAGCCGCGCGUGAUGGUCCAUACGAAACAUAUGAUGGAAGUCCAGUAAGCAAAGGAAUCCUUCAAUACGACAUGUGGGACAAGAAGCCCACGGAACUGUGGGAUUGGGCUGAACUUAAAAAGAAAAUUGCGACGUAUGGCGUGCGUAAUUCGCUGCUACUAGCGCCUAUGCCAACCGCAUCGACUGCGCAAAUUCUCGGAAACAACGAGUCGUUCGAACCGUAUACAUCAAACGUUUACAAUCGUAGGGUGCUUUCGGGCGAGUUUCAGGUGGUUAAUCAUCAUUUGCUCAAAGAUCUGACUGAGUUGGAACUGUGGGAUGAUGAAAUGAAGAACAAGAUUUUGGCCCAAAAUGGAUCAAUACAAAAGAUAGAGGAAAUUCCGCAACACAUACGCGACCUGUACAAAACGGUCUGGGAAAUAUCCGUGAAAACUUGCAUCAAAAUGGCGGCCGAUCGAGGGGCAUUCAUUGAUCAAUCACAGUCUUUCAAUAUUCACGUAGCUGAGCCAAACUACGGUAAACUAACAUCAAUUCAUUUUUACGGCUGGAAGAUGGGCCUUAAAACAGGGAUGUAUUAUUUACGCACCAAGCCGGCUGUUAACGCGAUUCAGUUCACUGUUGACAAAUCAAAGCUACAGAAUGCUGCCAAUCAAUCCAACGUGAGCCGUUUCUCGAUGGACAGUAGUGCGGGUGAAAGUACCGGCGAGACCUCGGCUGCUCAAAGGCAACGAUCGCUAUUGAAUGGCAGCAGCAGCAGCACCCCAAGAAAAGUGAAUGAGCUUGGCGAUCAAACCAACGGACCAACAGACGAGUCACAGGCGAAUGGGUCCUACGCUGAACGUAACAGACGAAUGGCUGAAAUGGUUUGCUCACUAGAAAAUAAGGAGGAGUGUAUGAUGUGCGGAUCCUAGGCCCAAUGACUUCCCCAAAAUGUGCGCUAUUGAUUGUCUGAUAUUUCUUUAAUUCACGCUCAUCUCACAGUACUUGGCACAGUUUCGCUUGAAAUAUUUGGAAUAAAUAUAAGUAACCUACAUUUCAAAUA
Messenger RNA from Anopheles aquasalis, 2808 nucleotides. It is a transcript of the gene RnrL, whose product is annotated as Ribonucleoside diphosphate reductase large subunit. Gene Ontology annotation, biological process: deoxyribonucleotide biosynthetic process. Gene Ontology annotation, molecular function: ribonucleoside-diphosphate reductase activity, thioredoxin disulfide as acceptor; ATP binding. Lineage: Eukaryota; Metazoa; Arthropoda; Insecta; Diptera; Culicidae. Gene Ontology annotation, cellular component: ribonucleoside-diphosphate reductase complex. The record is from RefSeq and is a predicted model, not a curated record.